This is a messenger RNA of Debaryomyces hansenii CBS767, 120 nucleotides long. Its product is annotated as DEHA2E19844p. NCBI's taxonomy places the organism in Eukaryota, Fungi, Ascomycota, Pichiomycetes, Serinales, Debaryomycetaceae. The transcript has a single exon. The record is from RefSeq and is a predicted model, not a curated record. Bases 1 to 120 code for a protein of 39 amino acids.
AUGUCUGCUUGCCUCAUAGUCACUGUAGCUUCAGAGAACUGCAUCGAACCAUGUAUGACGUCCUUAAAGACCGGGAAUAAUGAUUUCACCGGUCAAACCUAUACCGUACUCACAUCAUAG